GGCGUCCAGAUCGGCCCCAACAUGCGUCAGUUCCUCGGCGUGCCGUUUGCCGUCCCGCCGCUCGGCGAGCUCCGGUUCCGCAAGCCGGUGCCUGCCAAGCCGUGGACCGGCGUGCUGUCGACCAAGCUCAACGGGCCGGCGUGCCCGCAGCCGUCGACGGGACUGGACCAGUUUGCCAACGUCUCGGAGGACUGCCUCUACCUCGAUGUGUAUGCCCCCGUUGAGACGCCGUCGACGCCGCUGCCGGUCGUGGUCUACUUUUACGGCGGCUCGUGGGAGUACGGCGACAUCGGCGGCCUCACCGGCGACGGUAUCUACAACGGCAUCUACUGGAACAACGCGUUCCCAAACAAGGCCAUCAUCGUGACCACCAACUACCGGCUCGGGCCGUUUGGCUGGCUCGCCUCGCCGCUGCUCGCCAAGGAGGACCCGGACGGCUCAACGGGCAACACUGGGCUGCAGGACCAGCGCCUGGCGCUCAUGUGGGUCCAGAAGAACAUCGCGGCCUUUGGCGGCGACCCCAACAAGGUGACCAUCUGGGGCGAGUCGGCUGGCGCCGGCUCGGUCUCCACCCACCUGGUCUCGCCCAAGUCGUGGCCGUACUUCCACGCCGCCAUCAUGAACUCGGGCCCGCCGGCCAACUGGACCGCCCGCUCACUCGACAUGGCCGAGGCCCACUGGGACCGCGUCGUCACCGCCGUCGGCUGCUCCGCCGGCGACGUGCUCGCCUGCAUGCGCGCCCAGCCGAUGGAGACCCUCGUCAAGCACAUGGAGAAUUUGCCCGGCGAGCUCGUCUCGUUCACCCCGGUCGUUGACGGCGUCCAGCUUCUCGACAUUCCGCCGCAGCUUGUCCGCAACGGUUCCUUCCACAACGUGCCCGUCAUGCUUGGCUCGAACCUCGAUGAGGGCACACUCUUUGUCCCGCUCAAGCCGUCAUCGUCGACCGCCGACCUUGUCAAGUGGGCCAACUUUCAGUUUGGCGCAGAGACCGCCUCCCGCGUUCUUGCCGCCUACCCCGAGUCCGACUACAGCUCGGCCUUUGUCCGCGCCUCUGCCCUCUUUGGCGACGCCGCCAUGACCUGCCCGGUCCGCCGCGCCGCCCGCUGGAUCACCGGCCACGGCGGCACCACUCACACCUACUUUUUCACGCACACCUGGCUCCUUAUUCAGCUCUUUGACCCAUCCAUCGGCGUCUGCCACGGCUCAGAUCUCGUCGGUGCCUGGGACGUCGUCGUCGCCGCCAUCGGCCCCGGCGAGGAGAAGCUCGCCAACCAGAUGGCCUCGUACUGGUCCAACAUGGUCGCCAGCCACAACCCGAACUCGCCCACCACUGUCCCCGUCGCAUGGCCGGCUUACAACGCCUCAUCUGACACCAACAUCGAGUUCAACAUCCCAGUCUCCACUCAGACCGGCCUCCACUCGGCCCACUGCGACUUCUGGGACACUAUCUACGCCGAGGAGCACCCGCCGCUCUCGCCGUUCUCGCUCUAA
Molecule: messenger RNA, 1491 nt
Organism: Thecamonas trahens ATCC 50062
Lineage: Eukaryota; Apusomonadida; Apusomonadidae
Product: carboxylesterase type B
Exons: 1
Coding region: 22-1491 (489 amino acids)
Source: RefSeq, a predicted model, not a curated record